Molecule: messenger RNA, 1254 nt
Organism: Exophiala viscosa
Lineage: Eukaryota; Fungi; Ascomycota; Eurotiomycetes; Chaetothyriales; Herpotrichiellaceae
Exons: 2
Coding region: 367-1080 (237 amino acids)
Source: RefSeq, a predicted model, not a curated record
UGCAUCUACACUUUGUCAGGUCUCAUGCCGCCAGACUGCGUGAGACGAUGAUACGUCGUUUCCUCAUCUCCCACCAGUGAGGAGCGAUUUCCACUUACCUUGACGUGUGUACAGCAUGUAGGACUGCUACCCGGCAUCAAAAUGGCUACCCGAGGUCCACGGCUGAAAAGAGCCUUGGGAUCGGAAAGCAUCUCAUCACCAUCAUGAACUCGGAGAUAAACGAGCAAAAACAAUUCCGCGAUUGAUUCAUGGUUACGUCAGCCCCGCGGUCUUGUUCCCCGCGGUCCAUCGAGAAUAUGUGAAAUACUUCCUCCGGAAACAUUGGACAAAACCAGCCGUCCUACUAUCACCAAAAACCUUGUGAAAAUGGCUGUCACCGAAAUCGCGUUACUACCCCUUCAGGAGGGCAAGAUACCUGACGACAGAACGAGUGCCGUCGGGCAGAUUCAUGCCGACCUCCUUGAGACACUGCUUGCCCAACCAGGCUGCCAGCGCUGCUAUUGGGGUCGUGGAGUCGAAGACCGUCUUCUGUUGAGAUGGUUUGUUGACUGGGACAGUGUUGAGGACCACCAGAAGUUCAUGCAGUCCGAUGCUUAUAAACCAUUCCUCGACCGUUUUGGCGAGCUCCUAGGCGGUGCCCCGACCCUAUAUCAUGCAUCUUUCACACCUCACCCUCCUAGAGCUGCUCUGAGCGACACCACUUCCCCAGCGACCGAGAUUGUGACUAUGUACUUUCCCACCUCAUACUCCAAAGAAGACCAGGACGAGGUUGUCGAGAAAGCAAAGGCCGCCAUUAAGAUCAUCGAGAAGGAAGCUAAGGAAUACAGAGCCUCCGCAGGAGGUUGGGUUGAGGAAGAGAUUGAUAUCCCCGAGAUAGACGAAAAAGCAAAAGCAUACGUUUUGUUGAUAGGCUGGACCAGCGUUGAGGCUCAUAUCGAGUUCCGCAGCCACCCUGCUUUCAAGGAAGUCAUACCCAACCUCCGCGGUAACAAAGACCUGAAGAAGCUCGUAGCUGUGCAUGCUCAUCUGACAGAGACCACUGGAGGCCCGAGUGGUGUUGGAGAUGUGUCCGACCUAUAGCCUUGAUAUAUCCAACGAAAAGAUCUAACUCUUUUGGUUUCUCCCAAGAAACCUUCAAGACGCACUCAGACGGCUCGACUACGAGGACUGCAUUCAAAACGGGACGUUAUAAGGCAUCUUGCCAGCGAAGCGGCUCGAACAGUGCGAAAAUGACUGCCAAAAUCUUGUGCUUGC